AUGAAGGGACGCCUACCUUCUUCCAGCACACGAAGCUCCCCCACCUCCGCCCCUGCCGCCCCCACCACCGGGGCCCCCCCCCUCCCGCCCCCGGAGACUACGUCCACCAGCCACAACGCCAGGAAGAAGCGCCGCGUCCGCAGCUUCUUCUGGAAGCCGAUACCGGAGGAGAAGGUGCGCGGGAAGCCCAACAUCUGGACGCUGGUGGUGCGGCAGCAGCAGUACCAGAUCGAUGUCCGCUCCGUGGAGGAGCUGUUCGGGCAGCAGGAGGAGGCAGUGACGGGCGUACGCGGGGCGCCGCCGGCCGCCGGAACCUCAACUCAUGUCACCAGGUCUCGCUCCUUCAAGGAGAGCAGCAAGGAUGAGAUCAGCAUCCUUGACUCCAAGAGAGGGAUGAAUGUGGGCAUUUUCCUGAAGCAGUUCAAGAAGUCCAACCGCUCCAUUGUUGAAGACAUACGACAAGGAGAAGGAAAGCCUUAUGGAGCAGAGCUGCUCAGAGACCUGCUGAAGCUCCUGCCUGACGUAGAGGAGAUCAAGAAACUUCAGGCGUUUAAAGGAGACCCAGACAAGCUGACACUGGUUGAUUCCUUUAUGUUCCUCUUGAUCCAGGUGCCUCGGUUCGAGGUUCGGAUCGAGGCCAUUGUCCUCCGCGAAGAGUUCUUUCCUUCCUGCGCUGUAAUGAGCCGCGAGAUCGAUGUCGUCCGCGUCGCCACUAAAGAGCUGAUGAGCUGCGAGGAGCUUCAUGCCAUUCUGCAUCUGGUGCUGCAGGCCGGAAACAUCAUGAACGCUGGCGGCUACGCAGGCAAUGCUGUGGGCUUCAAGCUGUCUUCCCUUCUCUCAUUGGCCGACACCAAGGCCAACAAACCCGGGAUGAACCUCCUGCACUUUGUUGCCAUGGAGGCAAAGAAAAAAGACGAGAAGCUGCUCAAGUUUUCUGAGAAACUUCAGGAUGUCCAGAGUGCAUCCAGAAUCUCAGUGGAAAACAUCGAGGUGGAGUUUUCCUCCUUAUAUGUUCGGAUUAAAUCCCUGGAGGAGAAAGUUCAAGGAGACCGGGAGCUAGUGCAGCAGCUGGAGCCCUUUCUGCAGAGUUCAGCACAGACGCUUCAGGACCUGAAGAGACGCAGGCUGGAUCUGCGCAAAGAGGGGAACGCUCUCAUCGACUUCUUGUGUGAAGACAAGGACACCUUUAAGCUGGACGAGUGCUUCCGCAUCUUUCAAGACUUCUGCAACAAGUUCAAGAAAGCUGUCAAGGACAACGCGGACCGCGAGUUGAAGGAAGCCGCCAGACUGCGUCGUCUGCGAGAGCUGGAGGAGAAGCGCUUUGCUUGGUCGGGCGCCGAUCCGAGCGCCAGCGGAUUUGGCCGCAGCAGCAGCGAGAGCGACGUGGGGAUGCUCACUAAGGAAGGCCUGCUCGACUUCUUCCAGCAGAGGUCUCAGAGUCCGCAAAGCCCGAUGGGGCGCUCCCUCAGCGCCCGCCGCCACCGUCACACCAUGACCUCCGUAGCAGACCGAGAACUCCAAGGCUACCUGGAGCUAUUUGGAGGCACUGGGAACCCCGCCGACUAUUCCAAGUUUAACAGCCUACCUCGGCCGGGCCGCACCGUGCAGCGCAGGUCCACCCCCUGGAUCUCAGCCCAGGACGACAACCGCGAGCUGGGCUGCGACAGACCGGUGGAGUCCCCACGUGCAGAAACGGAGCCCAUCAGCCCGCUGGCCAGGUUUUCGUCCCCCGGGCUAAACGAUAAUGACCCAUACAACAACAACAACCAUUACUCAUCUGUGUCCGAAGGCAGCGCUCUGCCUCGUCCCUUGUGCGUCUUUCCCAAGCCCGCCAAUCUUCCCAACCCAACCAUUACCAGCCACUUGAAUGUUAGUGUGGAGAAGCACACUUUAGUUCGAGGGCCUCAAGCUUUUGAGCUACCUAGUCCAAACAAUAACAGUAAUCCUCUGCACUUUGUCAACCAGGGGGAUGUUGUGGUGACUGAUUUGGAAAAGGAGAGACGGUCACCUCCCACCAAUCUGGACAUCCUCCUGCACGAUGACAUUUUAGAAAGAGGAGCAGAUCCCAAUGCAGCCUGGAGAGGGGAAAUAGAUCCUCCCACACAUGCUGGGCUCUCUCCUGAGACAGAGAAAGAAGAAGAGGACAACAGCACGGUUUCAUCAACAACCUGUGAUACACCCCUCCCACUGGAUACCUCUGUAUCCAAUAAGAAACCAUUGUUUUAUAUACUAGACUGCACAGAAACGGACUGCUCUGUCACCUCGGAUUAUUCUGAAGUGGAUAGCUCGUCUCUGACGAAAGAGGGGCUUCAUUUCAGAACGACUGACUGCAAGAGAUCCGAUCAGGAGAGCCAGCUAGAUUCGAGCUCCCCGUCCUCUAAUUUGGAGUCGCUGUCUCCCAUGGACCAGUCCGUUUCCACCAGUGAGCUUUCAGCGCCAAAAUCUGUGGACGCAGCGUCCGUGACCCCAUCUGCUACCGCGGACGAGUGGGACACGGAGAGCUGUGACACCGCUGAGGGGAAACAAGGCGUGGAGAAAGACGCGCAGAGGAGCAACAGAAAGCCAGCGCAUGCAAAGGGCAAAGCUACCAAAGCGACAAAGUGCAGCGGAGGUCGCGGUGUGCGAACGCUGACCAGCAGCGAGAGCCAGGGCAUGCGGAAGGUCGUGCCCAUCAGCAAGCUUACAAGGAUCGGUAGCAGGAGAGGAGAGAGACCUUUGGAGCACGACUGUGGAGAGCCACGCCGUGACCAGAGCACCCCAGCGAGAGGAAGGAGCGAGAAGACCGCGAGACCUCCUCGACACUCCAGUCUGCCUCCGGAUGAGUCCAAAGCUCAGAGGGGGAGCAGCCUCACAGGCGGCGCUUCCAGAUGGGCACGCGAAUUAGCCCAGAGAAAGGCUUCCAUCAACAAGCCGAACGCCAAACCCCUGAGGAACAUCCCCAAGCCUGCACCUGAGGAGAAGAUGUGCCGCUCCACCAUGAGAGCCCUGGCUCAGGCUCAGGCUCAGGCUCAGGGUGGAGCUUCCUCUGAGCACAGCAGCUGGAACACACUCAAAAACGCCUCCGAUGUCCCCAGCUUUGCCCGCAACACGGUAGCUUUUACUUCUAGGUCCAGGAAGGAUCUGGGCCCCCCGUCUGUCCCCUCCACCCCGUCUCGCAGCCCCUCGCUUCUAGGUCGACAAACCCCGGUGAAGCAGAACAGGCCGUCGCCCACAGUUCACGCCAGCGAGGAGCGGCCCCAAGGGACAAACCUGCGACGGGUGCAGAGUGUGAAAGCGACCAGCCGCAGCGCCUACCGCAGCGAGACUCCCCCACCGCCUCCUACACGCGAAGACAUUCGCAAGACUAGUAGCUUUUCUGAAAAGUCCGUCCAGUCUAGAGACUCAGUGACGCCCAGCAGAGGUGCUAAACCAAGCUGGAAAUAAAGUAAAACCUAGUGGAAACUGACUGCAGAAGGACUUAAAGAAAGAGAGACUUUGAUGUAAAUUGAUAUUCGCCCUUCUUCCCCUUCUACUGCGCAGUCUUAUCCUCUCAUAUCAUGCAAAAGACAGGAAUCUGAAAGAUGUUUUAGGCUAUCUCACCCUAAGAUUCCUCUAGUAGCUGGAUCUGUAUCAGGUUUAUGAAUUGCAAAGAGCUGUUUUUUCUUUGUUGCUGUUGUUUUAACAAUUCCCUUUUUAUUUUAGGGGUGGGGUGGGGGGCAUUAACUACACCGACAAAUGGCAAAUGGGUGUUUUUACACAGGAGCCUCUGCCCGCUUAGCUGUCUGUUUACUGUAUAUGCUUGUGUCUGUGAUGAUGUUGAUGUCGAACACUACUGACUAUAUGAUGCUGCUAAUUAGCUCCGACAGUUUGAGACUGAGUUUCAGUGUCCGUUUCAUUCAGGGUUACAAGAUUUGUUGUACCUACACUUGCUGCUGUUAUGGUGUCUUUUAUUUUUUUUUGGUGCGUCCUCCUGUAGAGCAUCGCACCGUUUUGAUUUCUUUGCUUGAUACCUCAGAAAGAUCGCAGUGGCCUUGUACCGGCAGAAAAAAAGUACAAUAUGUUCAAUUGGCUCUGCAUGAUGAAGAUGUAGAUCUGAUAAAUUGGUUUAAACUGCA
Perca flavescens (yellow perch) is the source of this 4094-nucleotide messenger RNA. RefSeq names its product FH2 domain containing 1 (gene fhdc1). NCBI's taxonomy places the organism in Eukaryota, Metazoa, Chordata, Actinopteri, Perciformes, Percidae. The coding region runs from base 1 to 3423 and encodes 1140 amino acids. The transcript is spliced from 12 exons. The record is from RefSeq and is a predicted model, not a curated record.